UGCAACCCCCACCGCUUUCUCUCUCUUCGCUUUUGUUUAUUCGUUCAAGUUUGAUACUGCGAGUCUUCGAUUCGUUUUUCAAGACGCUACCUAAUAUAGCCUGCAAGUCCUAAGCUACUUAUUGAACAGCAAGCAUAGAAAUAACUCUACCUCCAUUUAUUACUUCCUCUGAAGAAGUAGAAAGAAAGAAAGGGUCAGUGAGAGGACCAAAAAUGAGAAUUUCACUGACUUUUCUUCUUCUUAUUGUACUUUUAGCUUCUUGCUAUGGCUACUCUGAUAUGGAAGUACUGUUGAAAAUGAAAUCCUCCAUGAUCGGACCUAAUGGCCGUGGGCUGGACGAUUGGACACCAUCCCCGUCUCCGUCUGCUCACUGCUCCUUCACUGGAGUAACAUGCGAUGAGGGCUUACGUGUGGUGUCUCUCAGCCUGUCAUCGCAUUAUGGUUUGUUUGGUUUCAUUCCUCCUGAAAUUGGGUUCUUGAAUAAGCUUGUGAACCUGACCAUCACUUCACUUAAUCUCACCGGAAGGCUUCCUUUGGAACUGGCCAAGCUCACGUCUAUUAGGAUUUUCAACAUUUCCAAUAAUGUCUUCGUAGGCAAUUUCCCUGGAGAGAUUAUUCUUGGCAUGGCUCAGCUUGAGGUCCUUGACAUUUACAAUAAUAACUUCUCAGGUUCACUGCCGGCGGAGCUCAGGCACUUAAGGAAUCUAAAGCACCUUCAUCUCGGCGGAAAUUACUUUAGUGGACCAAUACCAGAGUCAUACUCGGAGAUUCAAAGUUUGGAGUACUUAGGCUUGAAUGGUAAUGGUCUUUCCGGUAAGGUCCCUCCAAGCUUGGCUAAGUUGAAGAAUCUUAAGCGCUUGUACCUCGGGUACUAUAGCUCAUACGAAGGAGGUAUUCCCCCGGAGUUUGGAUCAUUGAGUUCACUUGAAGUUCUUGAUAUGGCCAGCUGUAAUCUUACCGGCGAGAUUCCCCCUACCUUGGGCCAGUUAAAGAGCUUGGAUUCCUUAUUUCUUCAAAUGAAUAAUCUCUCAGGUCAUAUUCCUCCUGAAUUAUCCGGUUUAAUUAGCUUGAAGUCGCUCGAUCUCUCCAUCAAUAACCUCACUGGAGAAAUACCAGAUAGCUUUUCAGAGUUGAAGAAUAUAACGCUUAUCCAUCUUUUCAAGAACAAUAUGUACGGUCAAAUCCCAGAGUUUAUCGGUGAUUUUCCGAACCUGGAAGUUCUUCACGUCUGGGUCAACAACUUCACUUUGGAGCUCCCAAAGAAUCUUGGCCGGAACGGAAAGCUGAAGAUGCUGGACGUGUCUUUCAAUCACCUUACCGGCGCGAUUCCUCCAGAUUUGUGCAAAGAAGAGAAAUUAAAGGAGUUGAUACUCAUGAAUAAUUUCUUCAUUGGACCGCUUCCUGAACAGCUUGGCCAGUGUAAGUCCUUAACCAAAAUCCGAAUCAUGAACAACCUCCUAUCAGGAAGUCUCCCUGCCGGAAUCUUUAAUUUGCCACUGGUGACCGUGGUCGAGUUGAACGACAACUACUUCUCCGAAGAACUCCCCUACGAGAUAUCCGGAGAUGCACUUGGUCUUUUGACGAUUUCUAACAAUCGACUCACCGGAAAAAUCCCGCAAGCAUUAGGCCAUUUGCAAAAUUUGCACGUUUUAUCCCUUGGUAUGAACAGAUUCUCAGGUGAAAUUCCAAGUGAAAUCUUCAAUCUCAAGUUCCUAACCACAAUCAACCUCAGCGCCAACAACCUUAGCGGUGAAAUUCCCCCAUCAAUUUCCCACUGUAAUUCUCUGACAUCAGUUGAUUUCAGUCGAAACAGCCUUCACGGCGAAAUUCCUAAAGGGAUUGCAAACUUGAAGGAUUUGAGCAUUCUCAAUAUCUCUCAAAAUCAGCUCACAGGCCAAAUACCGGGUGACAUUCGGUACAUGACAAGCCUCACAACUCUUGAUCUCACCCACAAUAAUCUGCUGGGCAGAAUCCCCUCAGGAGGGCAGUUUCUGGUGUUUAAUGACAGCUCCUUCGCUGGAAAUCCCAAUCUCUGUGCACCACACCAAACUUCUUGCCCGUCUAUCGUAAAUAUACUUCAGGAUUCGAGUCAUGGUCACACGGGGUCGUUCAACACCUCGAAGUUAAUAAUAGCCAUCAUUGCCCUCGUCACCGCUUUGUUGCUAAUAAUAGUAACGGUUUACAGAUUGAGGAAGAAGAGGCUUGAGAAAUCCAGGGCUUGGAAGCUAACUGCAUUCCAACGGCUCGAUUUCAAAGCAGAGGACGUCCUAGAGUGCUUGAAAGAAGAGAACAUCAUAGGCAAAGGUGGUGCUGGGAUAGUCUACCGCGGGUCCAUGCCAGAUGGUGGUGAAGUAGCAAUCAAAAGACUGGUGGGUAGAGGGAGUGGGCGGAGCGAUCACGGUUUCUCCGCCGAGAUUCAAACUCUUGGAAGAAUCCGGCACCGAAAUAUCGUGAGGCUGUUGGGAUACGUAUCAAACAAGGAUACAAAUUUAUUAUUAUACGAGUACAUGCCUAAUGGGAGCUUGGGGGAAAUGUUGCAUGGAUCAAAGGGAGGGCAUUUGAAAUGGGAGACCCGAUACAAAAUUGCCGUUGAGGCAGCCAAGGGGCUUUGUUAUCUUCACCACGAUUGCUCUCCUCUUAUAAUUCACAGGGACGUGAAGUCCAAUAAUAUCUUGCUUGAUUCGGAUAAUGAGGCUCAUGUGGCUGAUUUUGGGCUGGCCAAGUUCUUGCAGGACGCUGGUGAAUCAGAGUGCAUGUCCUCCAUUGCGGGCUCGUAUGGUUACAUCGCACCAGAAUACGCUUACACGCUGAAAGUGGACGAGAAAAGCGAUGUUUACAGCUUUGGAGUUGUACUGUUGGAGCUAAUAGCGGGGAGGAAGCCAGUGGGGGAGUUUGGAGAAGGAGUGGACAUAGUGGAAUGGGUAAGGAAAACCACAUCGGAACUCUCUCAGCCGUCGGAUGCAGCUUCAGUAAUGGCUAUUCUGGACUCUCGACUUACUGGAUACCCAGUUACCAGUGUCAUUCACCUGUUUAAGAUAGCCAUGAUGUGCGUUGUUGAAGAAAGCUCUGCUAGACCCGCCAUGAGGGAAGUUGUUUACAUGCUUACUAAUCCUCCCCAGAAUGCGCCUAGCCUGAUCACUAUUUAGGGUGCAAUACUUAGUGUUUUCGAGCAAUAAAACCCAAACAAAUUGUAAUAAUUUCUGAAAAAAAGAGGUCGGAAACGCAUGUGUUAUUGUUACGGUUUGUCUUAUUUGCUUCACUCAUUGUAAAAAUGCAUCUCUGUGUUUUUGUAAACUCAGUCCCUAUGUUAUUUAUGUAUGAGAUGGUCAGACAUGAAGUGGUUGUCCAUUCUUGACUUUAGGUAAUUUUAUCAGUUUUCGUCGUUUGAA
Molecule: messenger RNA, 3389 nt
Organism: Jatropha curcas
Lineage: Eukaryota; Viridiplantae; Streptophyta; Magnoliopsida; Malpighiales; Euphorbiaceae
Gene: CLV1
Product: Leucine-rich receptor-like protein kinase family protein
Biological process (GO): protein phosphorylation
Molecular function (GO): ATP binding; protein kinase activity; protein binding
Source: RefSeq, a predicted model, not a curated record